This is a messenger RNA of Owenia fusiformis, 2284 nucleotides long. The record is from the annotation of a GenBank genome assembly. NCBI's taxonomy places the organism in Eukaryota, Metazoa, Annelida, Polychaeta, Sabellida, Oweniidae.
UGUUUUUAUGAUGACAAUACAACCCCCCUUUUGCCUGUAUUGAACUAAUUAGACAGGUCAUUUUAUCAAGUGAGGAAAACUGGCAGGCAGAAUUGCGGUUAUCAAGUUACGUUAUAGUUUGCAUUGUAUUUCCUAGAUACACUGAAUUUCAUAAGUGUAUUUGACUGAAAAGAACGUUACUUUCUGUUGUUUUGCAUAACUGACGGUAAAUCUAUGUAGAAUUGUAUAACCAAACAAAUGUAUAUAUCUUGAAAUAGAGUUGAAUUAUAUUCAUUUUAUAUAAUUUCCCAUUACAUUCUCUGUUGUGUUGAAUGAUUGUGUAAAGUGAAUGUGGUAUAGAUCAGUGUUUGAAAAGACCCCCAUUCCCAUAUAUUUUACAAUCUAUUAUCAAGGUAGACCAUUAAAAAUCCAGAUACUUGAUAGCUGGGUAACCCAGGACCACGCUACCCAACACCCUGGGUUGCCACAGAUGGUGCCAGCGGCUGGGGUCUAGAUACUUUACGUAUUGACUCACGCAUUGGAUUACGUCAUUAUUUGAUUUGAUAUAGAUUGUUAUUAUACUGAAGUCUUUGAUAUAUAAAAAAAACACUGUUUUAUCAAUUUAUUUGAACAUUCACACUACUGUACAUCAUGUCAGACACAUCAGAACCUUUUUAUGUAGCUAGACACGUGUCAUUGCUUACACCCGAAUCUGGAGAAAGUUGUGCAUCCCGUUCAAAGUUGAAAAUGAACAAUGCUGAGGGGAUAACACCAGCAUUCGAUGACUCUGAGGUGGUUUUGAGCCACCAGGAGUGUAGUGACAUACAAUUGGAAUUGGCAAUGGAUGAUGCAAUACCCCUUGAGAAAACUGCUACUAGCGUUUCGCCAAUUAAAGGGAGGUCUCAAUCCAAACCUUUGUUGUCACAUCUGAAAUUGACCAAAAUGCCUAAAAUCCAGGAAACUGUACCCGAAUCACUCCAUACAGUUGACCUGACAUUGAAACCAUUCAUCAGAUCUGUCAAACCAGAAACAGCAGAUCAUGAUUUGAGUCCAACAUUAAUUUCUGGUAGUAAAAUUAAAAACUCACAAGUAGUAUAUAGUGAGCAUUUCGAUCCCCUUGAUCCACAUUCCACUGAGGUGGAUCCCGGGAAGAGGAAACCAUUAAGGGAUAUGCAUGGUUGCAAACAUGCAAAUUUAGCUUUUGGGAAAACUAUAUCCUUGUAUGGGGCAGUAGAAAAGGCUUCUGUUCAACAACGGGUGUUUACCUUGCGAGCCUCCCCAGAUGAAAAACCAGACAGUGGCUACCAUUCACAAGAACUUGUAAGGCCAAAGUAUGAAUUGAAAUACAGGCCAAAGUCUCCCGAGUCCAAUUCAUUAGUCAUUGAAACUAACAAGAUGACUAGUAUGUUCUCUGAUAUCAGCCAGAGUGAACAUUACAAAUUCCAUACUCCUCAACUACCAGAUUUAGCACAUUCUAACAUGUGUACUGAAUACAAGGUAUCAGGUGAAACUCAUCCCUUAGAAGGUGAUGGUUAUUUCAGUGCUUGUGAGUAUGAACAGACCAAAUCCAAAGGUCCUAAAGAUACUUGGUAUAGUACAGAAAGUCCAGACAAAGCCAUGUGGAUCUUUUCUGAAGGAAUGAAUCCCAGGACAGUUGAUAGAGGGCGUCCAAUUACCAGACAAACUAGAGCCCGUCCUCAGCUUUCCUUGUUCCCAAAGAGAGUAUAUUCAGGUAGUAACCCUGUGUCCCAGAGGGUUCGGUUAUCGAGCAACUCUCUUCUGGAUGACCCAUCUGUUGUUGAUGCAGAUGUUGACAGCUGCGACAGCUCUGACUAUGCAACAGCUGGUGAAUUAUUAGAACCUGCCAAGUGUAAAAUGAAAUCCAAUUCUCUUCAUUUCCCCAGGAAAGUGAAGCAAUUUUCUGCUUUGCCUAGAUUGCCAAGUUCAGACUCUUCAGAUGAAGAGUUACUGACAAGAUAUGCCAAUAAUCCUGCCAAAACCAAAUUGAGUCAGAGAGAAGUAUAUCCUUGUAUCUCAGAGGCUGCAAUUACUCAGUUAGUUCAGCAACAGAUGAUGAUACUUGGUCAAAAUCUGACAAAGGUUAUAAAAAAGACCCUGAAAAAGAAUUCCAAUUCCAAGCCAAAGUCAAAGCGAUAUGUCUCAUAUUGCCAAAUAUGUGAAACAAGAAGACACUCCAUCUUUGACUGUGACCAACGACACCCCAACUCUAUGGUUACUGGUGUCAGAGCUUGUUUUAAAUGUGGAAAUGACCAUCGUAUAACUGAUUGUCCUUCUCUAAAAGUAG